UUGUCCGUCUGAGUCGUAUUCUAUCGGUAACUAAAGUAAUUGACGUCUGGCUCUGCCAACCGCAAAUCAGAUUAGACUUUGUUUGGGCGUAGCUAUCCAAUCAGCGGCCAGGUCCCGCCCUCUCCUCCAGUGUUACGUGUGUUGAGUAACUGACUUUAAGUUUCUCCGCUUUGUGCCGACAUCUCUCCCGCUCUCGUAAACACACAACUAACCAGGGGCCAUGAACAGCUUCAUCACAGCCGCUGCUCGGUGUCUCCGGUCGGGGGCCGCGGUCUACGUGCCCAGGCGAGCCGACGUGUGGUCGGCCUCGGGCCGGCGGCUCCUGUGCGCGGCGGCGGGCGUCCAGAAGGACCUUGGGGAGAUGGUGAAGAAGGACAAGGUGGUGGUGUUCAUCAAGGGGACACCGGCUCAGCCCAUGUGCGGCUUCAGUAACGCCGUGGUGCAGAUCCUCCGGAUGCACGGAGUGGACGACUACGCCGCCUACAACGUGUUGGACGAUCAGGACCUGAGACAAGGAGUCAAGGACUUCUCCAACUGGCCCACGAUCCCUCAGGUGUACUUCAACGGCGAGUUUGUUGGAGGCUGCGACAUCCUGCUCCAGAUGCACCAGAACGGAGAUCUGGUGGAGGAGUUCAAGAAGCUGGGAAUCCACUCUGCACUGCUGGAAACUGAGAAAGAAUCCAAGUAGAGCAUGAGUAUAAGCUUCAAAGAGCUGACAACACAGAGGACGCGUUUAUCAAGUUGAAUCCCCCCCACUCAUGUGGUCACAUAUGAAUCAAGUCUGUAGGCAGCCAUGGGAGAGGCAAAGUGUAAACAAUUCUGGUGGUGGCACUUUGUCUUGAGUCAGGAAUAUUUAGGCUUCACAGUGCUCCAUACCCAUAAAUAGUUAAGUGUGAUACAGAGCUCCUUACGCACUGUUUAUACUUUAUACUCCUCUUAAUGUGCACAGAUCACGUACCCGACAGGUGGGGACUUAAAUAUUGGAAGAAAAGUGUUGACAGUGUCUUCACAGGGAUUCAAAAGCAUUUUUACUACAAUUCUCACCUUGUCUGUAAAGCUGCAGUCACAUUUUCCGGUGUAUUAUUACAUAUUAUCACAUUUUAUGAUUAUAUGGGAAACUCAUUCGCAACAUUAGCAUUCACUUUGACUUCCAGUUCUGGUCACUCAGACUAAUGUCAGCCCAAUGUUCACUCUAUCUCUGCUGUGGUCUCCACGCACUCCUGAAAAAAACCUCAGACCCUGUAGCUGCUACAUGCACCACUCUGCUCAACAGCUAGUUAACUUUAGUAAGUCUGGUGCUGGGCAAGUAGUUUUCCACUGAGAACCGCUGGCUGCUGGUCAGAAUGUUGCUGUGAGAGGGAACCAAGAGUUGUGGGCCAGAGUUAAGACAGAGUUGAGACAAAGAGAUCAUUCUCUGUGGCUUUGUCAUUAAUGAGCUACUCCUUUCAUAUUACACAAAAUCUUCUGAUCCAUUGAAAAUUGUGAUCAUAGCAGCUUUAAUAUUUUCUCAUCACACAGGGAGGGAAAGCUUAGAUUCCAAAUUUUAUCCUAAAAGCUGUUAUAAAACAAAAUGUUAAGUCAUCAUCGUUGCUCCAGUCACAGCAAAUACUAACAACGAAUCCUGUCGGAGAAUCAUUAAGGUUGGACUUCCACUGUUUGGUUAACUACCGGUGCUUUAACUGGUUUUACACAAAAAUGCAGGUAACCUUUCUUAUCCUGCCCUUUACAAUCCCUGCUACCUCUACUGUCCAUCUCUUUUCUCAAGCCACAGUCACUUCAAGACCAAAUGACUCUCAGGGUGCAACUAGAUAUAAGUGAAGGUGAUUAUGAAGCUUUUUCUUGGGUCACACCACAAACCUUCUGAAUGCACUGCCUGCAAGUACAGUUUACCUGGAGGAGGAACAGUGGACAGUAAAGCUGAUGUGGGUUCAUAACCAUAUAAAGGGGUUUUAAGGUAAAUGCUGUCCAAUGACAUAACAUGUGAAUUGGGUUUAGUAGAGAAGGUAAACCAGACAUGGGCCACACUGUCAGUAGCUUCUAACAUUACCCUCUAUCUGUUCUUCCUGCCAGGAUCCACAUCCUAAAUGUGCCCCUCUGUUUUAAUGUCAACUCCCGCUGAAACGCAACAAACUAGAAUAUGCCUGAUACGUUGAAAAUGUUGGAGUCUGCUAUCUGUUUUUUUUUUUUUCUUGUGUUAGGGGCGGGGGGGUGUUUUUUUUCUUUUAAAUUAUCUCUCCUUCAGCCUAAGAACGUUGCGAUCUUUAUCAAUCCUCCUGUAGAUGUUCCUCCUGCUGCACACAGUUGUAUUAUCAAAGCAAAGGUCAUGUAGUACACUGUAAGAUAUUGUACAUUGAAAGCAUAUUAUUAAAUGUAUUUUAGCUGCAUGUAAACCCUACGCCAAUUAAAUAUUUUGUGACAAAUAA
Molecule: messenger RNA, 2423 nt
Organism: Paralichthys olivaceus (Japanese flounder)
Lineage: Eukaryota; Metazoa; Chordata; Actinopteri; Pleuronectiformes; Paralichthyidae
Gene: glrx5
Product: glutaredoxin 5 homolog (S. cerevisiae)
Cellular component (GO): mitochondrial matrix
Source: RefSeq, a predicted model, not a curated record